AUGGCAACCCCGUGGCCCCCCCCGGUGCUGCUCCGCCCCCAUCCCGUUACCGGUAAACCAGACCCACCAGUGAAUGUGUCUCACAGUGUGACCUCCUCAUCCUGGGGCCCGACCGCCAGGAGCCAGCCUCACCCCGAGUACGCUAGCUACUUCCCUGAGACGGUGGAGGCCCGUCGCGGGGCUGAAGUGAGCGUCCGCUGCUUGUUCAACGACCCCGCCGCCAACUCCAGCACCUCCGUCUGGCGCCUGAACUGGCGCCUCCUUCAGGUCCAGCCCGCGGUGGUCAGCACCCGGGGCAGCCAGAUCACCUUCCGGCCGCCUGAGGACCGGCUGUACAGCACGCUGCAAUGCUACCAUAACAGCACCGAGACGUUUAAGAUUCCCUACGCCACGAUCUACGUCCAAGGAGCGCUCAUCAAUAUCCGCUGCGAGACCAACAGGUUCAUGGACCACAUGACCUGCCAGUGGAACAACAGCCAUAUGGAGGAACCUGCCUUUUUCUCCAGGUCAGAAGCUGUGACCUGUGACAUCAUGGAGGAGGAAGGAGAGGAGGAGGCGUGGAGCAUGGACGGGGGAAGUGAGGUCAACGGGACAAGGUGUCAAACCGUGGAGAAGGAGAAGGAGAGGAGGAGCUGUACCCUGCAGCCGCUCAGACUGACCUUCUGCUACAAGCUGUGGCUUCAGAUCCAGUCAGACAACGGCCCCGUGAGGUCACAUCCUGUCUACGUCACGCCCAACGAAAAUGUGAAGCCCAGCCCUCCGUCGCGGGUGAAGGCGGAUGUCUUGCCCAGCAGGGUGCUGAAGCUGUUCUGGUGGCCCCUGUACGACCUCCAGUACCAGGUCCGCUACCGCCCCGUCGCCGGCCGCGUCCUCUUAGAAUGGCAGGAAGUGGGCCCUGUGAGUGAGGCAGGCGUAGAGGUCCCAGUGUUUGACGCGUGCGGGGUGUACCAGGUCGAGGUGCGCUGCAGGCCCACCAAAGGUACCGGCUACUGGAGUGACUGGACCCAGACGGUCUACUCCACAACCCUCUGCCGCAGUGCUCCCCUGAAGGGUCCAGAUUUCUGGAGGAUUCUAGAAGAGGACCCAGCCCUGAACAAGACCUACGUUACCCUGCUCUUCAAGCAUGUCUCUGCGGUGGAGACGUCCAACUGUGAGGACCUUGUGGUUCAGCACCAGGACUCUGGAGGCGCUGUGGUCGAGGAGCCGAUAGCCCUGGUUCCUUCCCAUAGGUUUGAAUGGAGGGAAGAGGUUCAUACGGUGACGGUGGUGGCCCAAAACCGCUUGGGGUCUUCACGUCAAAACAUCAACAUGACCUUGGACCGACACGUCAAACGUCCGUGUUUGCGCUGGUUCAGGGCGUCACUGGUGAACAGCAGCUGUGUGGGGCUGUCGUGGGGCCUGUUGGCUAACACCUCCGCCCCCUGGUCCCUGGUGGUGGAGUGGUCCGCAGCCAGGACGGGGCCCCAACACGGCCACGGCCUGGCCUCCGAGACCCGUCUGAAGUGGGCCAGGGUGCCGUUCUCCGAGCGCGUCUUUUACCUGCACGGUGAAUUCUACGGCUGAGAGUACGAGUUCAUCUUGUACCCCAUAUUUGUGGACAGAGAGGGAGAGCCGAUGCAUACUAAAGCCACUAGAGGGCCCCCUGCUGACUACAUGCUCCUGAUUAUGAUCACCUUCCUUGCUAUCGUCCUCUUCGUCACUCUCUUCAUGUCCCAGAACCACAUGAAGAAGCUGCUGUGGAGGGAGGUUCCCAACCCCAACCACUGCUCCUGGGCCCAGGGGCAGGACUUCCGGAAGGCGGAGACCAUCGACCACCUGUUCAGACACCCAAAGGGCCUCCCCGCCUGGCCGCUCCUCCUCGUGUCAGAGACGAUCUCUGAGGUGGUCAUCAUGGAGAAGACCGUCUCUCCCACCCCGGCCCUCUCCCCAGCUCCAGGCCCGUCCCUGGGCAGGACCUCCCCAGAGGCCACCCGGCCCAGCCCCCUCCUCCAGCCCAGCGAGGGCUCUGGCUCCGGGCUCUCCAGGACGUCGGAGAGCUCGGCCCAGUCGUCCGUCACCUACGCCACCGUCCUCCUCUCCGACAAGCCACGCCUCCUCCACGCGCAGGACGGGGGGAGCAGCUCCAGCGACGAUGGCAACUUCUCCGCCAACAACUCGGACAUAUCCGGGUCCUUCCCUGGGGGGCUGUGGGACCUGGACACCCUGCGGGCAGGGGGGUCCGACCCCCGGCGCUCCUGCUCCUUCAACUCCGUGGAGGAGUUCUCCGAAGCAUCGGAGCAGGAGGACGAGGUGUUGGGGGGGGGGAAGCGCCUGUACUAUCUAGGGAUGGGCUGUCUGCAAAGGGAGGAAGGUGAGGAGGAGGAGGAGGAAGGGAGGGUGGAGGAAAGGAAGACGAUGCUUCUCCAAGAGGUGGCUGUGGAAAGGGAGGCGGCGCGGGUCGAGUCCAACUCUCUGCUCAGGCAGAGCGCCCCCAGGUUCGAGUCCAGCGAGGGGGGGUCAGGUGACAAGGCAGGAGGCGUUGCGCUCUACCUGCCUCAGUUUACAACUGCCCCCAGCAGGCUUCACACAGAGGAAACCCCAGACAGCGCCCCCCAGCUGUGAGAUGUGGGACUUGCUCCAGAUGCUGCGUCUCAGUUUGCCAGGCCAGAAUGGAAACAGAGAGUGAUGUCAUAGUCUCUUCAUGUCUGCACACAGACUCUCUCUGUCAACAACAUGGAUGAACUGUAUAUCCAUGGACUAUGGUGCCUAAAGAAUAAGUGCUUUCAGUCUAAAAUGUCAGCUGUUAUCUGUGUUCGGGGUCGGAAACGUUUCAUCAAGUGCUGCUCUACCUUCAGAAAACAGAGGAAGGGAGGGUCUUUCCUGGCAAGGUUUAGGUUCAAUUUCCACUGGCUGCUAUGGUCUCACCAGAUUGGACAAGCAUUACUGGGAUUUCACUUCAGAUGCAGGUGCGAUUGGCUCUCAAGCUCCAACUAUACUGUGUUAGAGUGGCUGGUCUGUUGUGGAAAUAUGGCCACUUCGGGAGUGUCGCUUUUGAGACUGUCGUCUCAAUGAAUGUCUCUCUUUGCUGUCGUAUACUGUAACUACUGUAUUUGAAUGUUUGUUACAAAGUGCUAUAAACAUGACAUCUAUUUUCACCUUGCGUAAUUUUGUAUUGAAAGCUGUUGAAAGUCGUUGCAGGUUAGGACAAAAGAAUGUACCCCAUUUGCAUCCAAUGAAAAAUAAUGUGGAAGAAAAUUUAAGUGCAGUGUAAUGUGCUUUCAGAUUAUUUUUGUGGUAAAAAUAAAAUAUUUAUUGC
This is a messenger RNA of Osmerus eperlanus (European smelt), 3295 nucleotides long. It is a transcript of the gene lepr, whose product is annotated as leptin receptor. The record is from RefSeq and is a predicted model, not a curated record. Gene Ontology annotation, biological process: cytokine-mediated signaling pathway. Gene Ontology annotation, cellular component: external side of plasma membrane. Gene Ontology annotation, molecular function: protein binding; cytokine receptor activity. Lineage: Eukaryota; Metazoa; Chordata; Actinopteri; Osmeriformes; Osmeridae.